Messenger RNA from Neurospora crassa OR74A, 4280 nucleotides. RefSeq lists its product as hypothetical. The transcript has 2 exons. Gene Ontology annotation, molecular function: zinc ion binding; DNA-binding transcription factor activity, RNA polymerase II-specific. NCBI's taxonomy places the organism in Eukaryota, Fungi, Ascomycota, Sordariomycetes, Sordariales, Sordariaceae. The coding region runs from base 1142 to 3742 and encodes 866 amino acids. The record is from RefSeq and is a predicted model, not a curated record. Gene Ontology annotation, biological process: regulation of DNA-templated transcription.
GAAGAGAGAAGAUGAAUGACAGCAAACCACCUAGCUGUUGGUGAUCGAACCGACCCGAAGCUGAGCCGGACAUGGGAUUGCCAUGUGCCGAGUCGCCCGGGAGGCUUGAGACUUUGGUCACUCGAGGAGAGGCUGCGCCGUACAGUCAAUUGUUCGACUACACAACCAAACAUCCAUCUUGGGAUGCCUCUCGUUCUUGACGAAAUGGUACUCUCUCAAAUCACGGUCUAACAUGUCGCUUUGCUGCGUACACGGUGCUCUGGCCUCGGCGAUUUCACCAUUUCUGCUGCUGUUUUGCCUAUUAGUAGGGCUACCUAGUCAUCAUUCGCAGCAGUCUCGAGCGGGUUACCCUUUCAAGAACCAUCUCCACCUAGCAACCAGAAUGGAGCCUGCUGCUACUUGCAGGGUGUUGCGACCAAGACACCCUCCUCCACUCUCACCACCCCUUGUCGCUCUUGUGCUCUCGGGUCUUCUCAUUUGUUAUGCACCGGCCGUUGCAUCCACUCCAGGGCCUCUCUUCCGCCCCCGGCACAGAGGGCGCAACACUGGAGACUCGAGAGUCGAAAGGAAAAGCCUCGAGCUAAAGAUGGCCCCCUUUGUAUUUUCGUGUAUGUAGUGUACACUACACUAUACAUGUACACUACACGUCUACCCCAUCAAUAUCAAGGGGGUUCGGAUACGCUAGCGGGCUACACUAAGGACUAAGCAGUGCGCUAGGUGACUGGUCAAGCGGGCGAAUUGCUGUUUGGUUGCUGGCUGGCCAUGCUGCAUGCAAGACAAGCCUCGAUGUCUCCCGCGGCCUCGUUAGAUGGACUCUCUCACUCACUCUUCGUAGCUGUCGCUGGGGUUUUCAGUUAAAGACUGGCCAUCGACCAGAGAUCGCAUCGCUGGACGCCACCCCUUCCUUCUGCCUUUUUAUUCUUUCCCACUUCCCAGGUCUAUUCGCCUCCCUGCUAUGGGCCAAGUCUAUCCACACUAAACGCCCAUUUAUCCAUACCACUCAACUUCCGUCCUCGACAGUCCUGACCGGUGUCUUGGCCAAGCUUACCUGCCGACUGUUUGGACAGCUUCUCCUUAUGAUAUCUCUGAGACUCGAUACCUGCAGCAUACUCAACCAUCACGGCCCGCAGUCGUCACCACCAUGACUGCCCCCAUCAACGCCCCACCUGCUGCGACGGCCAAAGAUGCUGCCUCCGCGAGGAAGCGUAGGAGAAGGGCGCCCGCUGGCGGAGCUGCCGACGACUGCUUUACCUGCGCCAAGAGAAAUGUUAAGUGCGACCGGAGGAGACCGUAUUGUUCGCAAUGUCUCGAAAUUGGAAAUGAGUGCUCGGGAUACAAGACCCAGUUGACUUGGGGUGUCGGUGUUGCCAGUCGAGGCAAGCUUCGAGGCCUAUCGCUACCCAUCGCCAAGUCACCACCCGUGAACCCCGGAAAAGGAGUGACGGCAUUGAAGUCGCCAACAACGAGGCAACGCACUAGUUCGGUCGCAUCCGUCAGCCAGUACUCGGAAACAGAGGAUCGUGUUAAACGUGAGGAGACAGAGCAGCCGUCGUCUGUGGAUCUUCACUCACCUCUUCACUCACCACUGUCUGGUCCGCCUUUUCAUCACUUCGAUAUGUCUCACAUGUCCCCCGUGACGGAAGCCCCACCACCCGGCUGGACUCACAUCCCGUUUACUUCACCCAUGUCUCCUCACGACGGCUCUGGAUAUCCAGGAAGGAGCAUGUCGCUUUCCAUGGCAUCCCACAUGGACUCUAUAAGCGAAACUGACUACAUGUCUCCCAUCGCUCACUCGUUCCCGAGAGACGAUGUUUCUUACAUCCACAGUCCCCUUCAGAGCCCGACCGCUGUCUACGAUAGCUAUCCCGGCCAUGGCACAUCUGUCCAGCAUACCCAUCCAUCCGCCGUGAUGAUCGAGUCCCACAGGCCUCCGACCUCGUGUCCCAGCCUCGGUUACUCGCCCUCAGAGCCUACUGCUAGUCUCCCUCUGCGAGUAUCUCCUGUGGACAGCUUAGAAGCCCAGCUGAGUCGCAAGAUGGUGCAAGAAUGUGAUGUCUUCGUGCCGAGAACACCAUCCGACUUGGAGACAUUUAGUACCAGCGUCCAAUCUCACGGCCCGUUCUGGGCACCAUCCAAUGCAGACGACGAAUCACUUUCGCAAAGUGUCCACGAGCAUAAUCAGCUACCGUGGCCGACUUCGUUUCCUUCGCAAUCACCCUCCCCGAUCCUGCGAGUAAGCCCUGAUCUCAUCCAUAAGAUGCCUUUCUUCAUGGACUAUUACGAGAAGACCAUUUGUCCCCGCAUGGUCUUUAUCGACAACCCCAGCAACCCGUUCAGGGAACACAUCUUGCAGCUCGGUACCACUAGCAGGAGCUUGCAGCAUGCCAUCUGUGCACUCGCCGCAUGCAACCUCAGGAUUAAGCGACGGCUGAGUCUUGGACAGCACAUGCGCGACGUUGGAGAAAAGCGAUUGGAUGCAAGCCCAUUCGACGGUUACUCGGAUACACAGCCAGAGGACCAGUCCCUCUCCGAGGAGUAUCAACACAGGAACCUGGCUGUUCAUCUGCUGAAUGAGCAGCUUAAUGACCCGGAGAAGUCGACUCAUGAUUCAGUCCUGGCCACCAUCCUCAUACUUUGCCACUACCGGAUGGCUGAGUCCGGCGUCGCCAAGUUUCAAACCCAGUUUGCAGGAGUUAAGAAGAUACUAGGGUUACGUCGAAUGUCUUCCUAUCCUGCAUCAAGAGACUCGGCAUGGAUGGAGGCGCUAUUCACAUACUUUGAUGCUAUCACUGCGAGCGUCAACGAUCGGGAAGCUCAGCUCAACACAUCCUUCUAUGGCCUUCUUCCUGACUCGCAACUUCUUCCACCUGGUACGGAAAAUCUCGUAGGCUGUGAUCGUGAGCUAUUCAAGACGAUUGUCAAGCUAGGUCGUUUGAACUUGCUUUCCCAGCAUCGACCGGUACAAAACCUUCUGGCCAACGCCCAGCGUGCACGCGCCAACAGCCUAUGCGGCACCCCUUCGCCUCUUGGUGGUGGCGGCUUCAAGUCAUCCCCGUCUGAGCACCAUCACUUGUUCGGAAGCUUCCAGCCGAUGAGAUUCGAGGGCAGCGGACUCGGCUCGACCAUGGAGGACGACGAAAUGACGGGUAUAGGUCACACAUCCAUGGGAUACGACGAUCACGGCAGCACAUUCUGGCGCGAGUGGAAGGACGCGCGCACUGCCCUGCAGAGCUGGGAGUUUGACGCGUCGAGGGUCGUGGCCUCAUUGGCGCCAACGUUGUCGCCGCCGCCUACAGGCUCACAGGUGCGCGAUCUGGGCUCGUUGAGCGAAGCAUUCCGGUAUGCGGCGCUUCUGUACACGGAACGCCUGGCCAGUCCCAACCUCCCUAGCUCUCAUAGUCACUUCCGGGAUCUGGUCAGCCAGGUUGUUUACUAUGCCACCAGCCUGGAAGCAGGCAGCAGUGCGGAGAAGUUCCUGCUCUGGCCUCUGUUUGUGGCUGGAAGCGAAUGCGUCAACGUGUUACAGCAGAACAUUGUCAGGUCCAAAUGCCGCGAUAUUAUGGCUCGCAGCGGCUACAUGAACAACAUGGCUGCCUUGGACGUUUUGGAACGCCUGUGGGCAGAGGAUGUAAAGGAAAAUGGUCCCGGUGCCAAAAUGAGGGGCAUGAUGCGCAGCGGACCAUUCAACUGGUCGAGGUGCAUUGGGGGACCUGGUGUGGAUGUGGAAUGGAUCAUGUUCUGAUAUUCAAACAGGUGACAGGGGGGUUGGUUGGUUGCUUUGGUUACUGCUGCUAUUACUAGGUACUUACUGGUGUUUUGUCCAUCUUUUGGGAGCGGGAUCUCUCUGUUUUCGGAUCACAUGUUUGGCUUUGGGUCUGGUCACGGCGCUUAGGCACACACAAAAAUUAGCCUUCCUUUACAUGUACUACUACUAUAUGCAUAUAUGACCGGGGAUGAAUAGGAUGACGGGUUGGGAAGCAUACGGGGAAGGUUGUGGUUUUAUUCAGCUUCGAAUAGGAAGAGAAUUGAAGCUGCUUAGGUACCGAGGCAUCUAAUCUACCUAGUCUUGCCCGUCGAGAGAAAUGAACAGACAUACUGCUGCACAUCAAUCCGGACUGAGGUAUCUAUGGUGGUGGCACGUCGGUUCGGAAAGCCGCGUCUUCUCUCGGUUCAGUUCCUUUCCAUCUCGUUCACUGUUCCUAUCCGUCAUAUCGGGGUUUCUCCCAUACAUACCUACCUAGGUACCGACAUACAUUGGAAGGUAGAAGCUACAUGCAUUG